Messenger RNA from Neohortaea acidophila, 1689 nucleotides. Its product is annotated as ubiquitin-conjugating enzyme/RWD-like protein. The record is from RefSeq and is a predicted model, not a curated record. Gene Ontology annotation, cellular component: nucleus. Gene Ontology annotation, biological process: ubiquitin-dependent protein catabolic process; protein polyubiquitination. Lineage: Eukaryota; Fungi; Ascomycota; Dothideomycetes; Mycosphaerellales; Teratosphaeriaceae. Bases 157 to 1533 code for a protein of 458 amino acids. Gene Ontology annotation, molecular function: ubiquitin conjugating enzyme activity. The transcript is spliced from 2 exons.
GAGACAACAACCAAAGUGCUUCGGAUCAUCCACCAGCAUCUACACUAUUGGACCACAUGAGCAGUCUUGGAAUUGAGUAGAUCAUACCAUCCUACUUUACGACGCACAUAACAUGCGCGGGCGUCACCACCACCUCCAACCCUCGGCCGAAUCACAAUGAACUCCAAAUCACUGCGUCGCUUGGCCGCCGAUCAUGCCGCCCUACACAGCCAACCUCUCCCGCCCAACUACCUCUUCCCCCUUAACGCCUCCACCUCAGACGACCUAACUCAGCUGGACAUCCUCCUCGCCGGACCGACACACACCCCCUUCGCCGCAGGCGCAUGGAAGCUGCACCUCACCAUCCCUCCCGAGUACCCCCAAGCGCCGCCCACCGCGCACUUUCGCACCCCCAUCUUCCAUCCGAACGUUGAUCCCCAGACCGGAGGCGUGUGCGUCGAGACGCUGAAGAGAGACUGGGAUAGCAAGCUCACGCUGCGUGAUGUGCUUGUUACUAUCAGCUGUCUGCUCAUUCAGCCGAAUCCCGAUAGUGCGCUCAAUGCCGAGGCGGGAGCGCUGAUUCAGGAGGAUUAUGCGGUUUUUGCGAGGCGGGCGGAGUUGAUGACGAGUAUACAUGCUGUUGUGCCGAAGGUGUUGCAGGCUGCUGUUGCUGAGGCACAACGAAGAGGGCAGGAGGAGAAUGCUGGGAAUCAGCUAGGCGCUCCGGGCCGGCGAAGAGCAGUAGCAAGACAGCGAGGUGCAGCGUCACGGCGAUCAGACGGCUCACCCAGCGGUGCGAUCGCUAGGAGACGACAACAGGCUGGCCCGAGUCAGCCAUUCAUCUUGCAGACGCGCAACGAUGAUGUCUUUGGAGACGCGCUGCAAGAGGAAGACCGCAUGGACACGACGGCAGAUGAAGACAGUAGCAUGAUGGAUGUGAACCAGGAAAACGACACGAAUAAAAUGCCUGCGCAACCUGCAACACCGCAAGCAACGACACCCAGAAGACAGAAUGGAGUGGCCAUGCCUCUACGGGAAUUGAUCAUGGAGGAUGUCACCACCGACAGUGAGGACGAAGACAUGGAGCCCGAAUACCCUCCAAGCCCGCGAAAGAGUCCAACGAAAAGUCCGGCCAAGCGAAAACACCAACCGACAAAUGACACACAGCACGCCGAGAGCAGUCGAGAUGCGAUGCACCGCGCGCCCAACCUCACACCACCCAACAAUCCCAACGCGCAGCCCCUAGCGGAAGAUUCUCCCUUCGCCGCGGCUCUCAGCGUAUCCCCGCGCAAAGCACAGAAACGGCCAACAACCCCCACAUCCAACUGGACGACUGCGGCAGCCCCGCUCAUCCCUCGUCUCAAAACCCCGCAAAGCCACGGUGGCAUCUUCAAGACGAUAGCGCCAUCCUCCUCGGAGAAGCGGCGGCAGGAAGCGCGGCGGAAGGAGGAGUUGGACGCCAAGCUUUGGGAGUUGUGUGGGAGAGAUAUCUGCCGGUGGAACAGCGGUGACUUUGAGGGGGAGCCGUUUGGGAUGAAGGCUGGGAGGUGGUGAGGUCAAAUGUGCCGAUGCGUGAUUAAACCAAUCAAGCGCCCGUUGUGCGAUUGGCAAUGUUCAUCUGUGCCCCCACCUCGCCACGUGAACUGUGUGUACCCUACCCAUGUGCUGACGCGCGAACAGUCAAGCUCUCGUGGCAGUGUGGCCUUUGUC